This is a messenger RNA of Trypanosoma rangeli, 1263 nucleotides long. Its product is annotated as putative dolichyl-P-Man:GDP-Man5GlcNAc2-PP-dolichyl alpha-1,3-mannosyltransferase. The record is from RefSeq and is a predicted model, not a curated record. Gene Ontology annotation, cellular component: endoplasmic reticulum. The transcript has a single exon. NCBI's taxonomy places the organism in Eukaryota, Euglenozoa, Kinetoplastea, Trypanosomatida, Trypanosomatidae. Gene Ontology annotation, molecular function: dol-P-Man:Man(5)GlcNAc(2)-PP-Dol alpha-1,3-mannosyltransferase activity. The coding region runs from base 1 to 1263 and encodes 420 amino acids.
AUGGGGUACGGGUGGAUCAAGAUACUUCUUGUUGCAGAACUCUGCAUCUCACUGUCCGUAGUUUUAUUUGUGUCGUACACGGAAAUUGAUUGGAAUGCCUAUAUGCAGGAGGUCAAAGGAUUCCUUGAAGGUGAGCUUGAUUACAGAAGGCUUGGGGGCGAUACAGGGCCUCUUGUUUACCCGGGCGGUUUUGUAUGGACAUACAGUGCCCUUUAUUUCAUUACAAAGGAAGGAAAGGACAUCGCAAUGGCUCAGUGGUUGUAUGCAGGAAUGUACAUCAUGCUUUUUGCUGUGGUUGCUCAGCUGUACAUGCGGUGUAAGAUUCGUGGGCGUCUGCUUAUUCGUCUUCUUCUCUCGAAGCGUAUACGAUCACUUUUUCUGCUGCGUCUUUUUAACGACUGCUGGGCCAUAUUACUUUUGUAUUUUGCCGUAGUCGCACUUGCCACUGGGCGUCGGUGGAAGCUUGGAUGUUUGCUCUACAGCAUGGCCGUAUCCGUAAAAAUGAAUAUAUUUCUCUUUGCUCCGGGGUUACUGUUAAUUCUCUGCCGAUCUCUUCCGUGGCACGGUGUUAUUUCGUGCCUUACUGUAUGUGCCAUGUGGCAAGUGGGAGUGGCGCUCCCUUUUCUUUUGUGGGAGCCGCAAGGGUACAUUCAAAAGGCUUUUGAACUGGGACGCGUAUUUACACACCGUUGGACUGUCAACUUCAAGUGUGUCCCUGAAGAGGUGUUCGUAUCGAAGGAGUUUGGCCAGGUGUUGUUGCUCCUCACCGUAUUGAGUUGGCUUUUGCUCUGGCGUAGGCGGUGGUCAAAACGCCGAUUUCUGCCUGCCCAGAUGACAACUCAGAAGAGCGUUGAACUUGGAAAUUCCCGAGGUGUUAAGGUUGGUACCUCAGACGACGAGGUAUAUAGAAAUAUUGUUUUGACCAUGAUGGAGUCCAAUUUGAUUGGGGCCAUAUUUGCCCGUUCCCUUCACUAUCAGUUCUUGGUGUGGUUUUUUCAUUCAAUGCCGAUGGUGCUGUCCGCGACACGGUUGCCUUUCCCGCUUCAGAUUGCUUCCGUUGUGGCGGUGCAGUACGGCUUCGAGGCAUACCCUAGCACGGCACAGUCAUCUAUGGUGCUGUUGUGCGGCUUCUUCGUGGCAUGGUAUGGUAUUGUGUGGAUGGGCGAAGACGGCGGCCGUGCCAUCACCCAGCGGUGCAAGCGAGAAGCUGCACGGGGAGCGGCCUCUGCGAUGACCCCGACUGCUCUCCCCAUAAAGUGUUGA